This is a messenger RNA of Manis javanica (Malayan pangolin), 1763 nucleotides long. It is a transcript of the gene TNFSF11, whose product is annotated as TNF superfamily member 11. Gene Ontology annotation, molecular function: tumor necrosis factor receptor binding. Gene Ontology annotation, biological process: immune response. NCBI's taxonomy places the organism in Eukaryota, Metazoa, Chordata, Mammalia, Pholidota, Manidae. The record is from RefSeq and is a predicted model, not a curated record. Gene Ontology annotation, cellular component: membrane.
GGGAGCAGCGCCCGGCUCUGAGCGCCCCACGUCGAGGCCCGCCUGGCCCCGCGCCGGCCGCGCGCUGCCGCAGGAGUUGGCCGCGGGCAGAGGGGCAAGGGAGGGAGCGAGAGGGAGGCCAGCGCCUGAGCGGGCCGAGCGCCAUGCGCCGCGCCAGCCGAGACUACACCAAGUACCUGCGCGGCUCCGAGGAGAUGGGCGGCGGCGGCUCCGGAGCCCCGCACGAGGGGCCCCUGCACGCCCCGCCGCCGUCCGCGCCGUCCGCGCCGUCCGCGCCGCCCCCGGCCGCCGCAGCCUCCCGCUCCACGUUCGUAGCCCUCCUGGGGCUGGGGCUGGGCCAGGUGGUCUGCAGCGUCGCCCUCUUCCUCUACUUCAGAGCGCAGAUGGAUCCUAACAGAAUAUCAGAAGACGACACUCAGUGCAUAAACAGAAUUUUCAAACUCCAUGAAAACUCAGAUUUGCAAGACACAGCUCUGGAGAGUCAAGACACAAGAUUAAUACCUGAUUCAUGUAAGAGAAUUAAACAGGGCUUUCAUGCAGCUGUGCAAAAGGAAUUGCAACAUAUUGUUAGAUCACAGCACAUCAGAGCAGAAAAAGCUAUGCUGGAAGGUUCGUGGUUAGAUGUGGCCAGGAGGGGCAAGCCUGACAGUCAACCUUUUGCUCAUCUCACUAUUAAUGCCACUGACAUCCCAUCAGGUUCCCACAAAGUGCGUCUCUCCUCCUGGUACCACGACCGAGGAUGGGCCAAGAUCUCCAACAUGACUUUCAGCAAUGGAAAACUAAUAGUUAACCAAGAUGGCUUUUAUUUCCUGUAUGCCAACAUUUGCUUUCGACACCAUGAAACUUCAGGGGACCUCGCUACAGAGCAUCUUCAGUUGAUGGUGUAUGUCACUAAAACCAGCAUCAGAAUCCUGAGUUCUCAAACCCUGAUGAAAGGAGGGAGCACCAAAUACUGGUCAGGAAAUUCUGAAUUCCAUUUUUACUCGAUAAAUGUUGGAGGAUUUUUUAAACUGCGAUCUGGUGAGGAAAUCAGCAUCGAGGUAUCCAAUCCUUCACUAUUGGAUCCAGAUCAAGAUGCAACAUACUUUGGGGCUUUUAAAGUUCUAGAUAUAGAUUGAGCCCCAUUUUUGUAGAGUGUUGUUAUGUUUUUCCUAGGAUGUAUGGAAAACUUCUCUUAAACAAGCCAAGAAAGAUGUAUAUACAUGUGAGACUACUAAGCGGUAUGACCCACAAUGGUACAAGAAGACUCUAUCCAUGCUCUUGACUCGGUAAUGAGGACGCAUAUUUACAGCCAAUAGGAGAUGUUGAACUUAAAGUGUGUUACAGUCCAAAGGCUUUCUUACAUACUGGCUUUUAAAUUUUAUAAUGAAUUCCUAGAAUUAAACCAGAUUGGAGCAAUUAUAGUUGCCUUGUUGAAAAACUGUGUUUGGUCUCUGGGAGGGGUUAAUUCUCCGGAUCUAGCCCACCAUUAUGUGCCACUAUGCCGCUGAAGUCAGAGGCUGUUAUCUGAUUGCAAAUGGGUAAUCAUCAGAAGGGCUAAGUAAGUACUUUUGAGUUGUUACAUCAUGCUGGAACCUGAAAAUACUUUUUUCUAAUGAGGAGAGAAAAUAUAUGUAUUUUUAUAUAAUAUCUAAAGUUAUAUUUUAGAUGUAAUGUUUUCUGUGCAAAGUAUUGUAAAUUAUAUUUGUGCUAUAGUAUUUGAUUCAAAAUAUUUAAAAAUGUCUUGUUGUUAACAUAUUUAAUGUUUUAAAUGUACAGACAUA